GGGAUUGAAAGUUUUUGUUUCCAUUAAAACAAUGGUUGUAGAUGGGAAUUGCAGAAAGACGGUGGCUGGAGUGUUGAGUCGUUUUCGUUGGAAAGUUACAAAAAAAGGUGCACAAAGUUUUGUGUGUUGAAGGUGAAAUUCCACGUGGGCAGACACAGUCGGUGGAGGCGAGAAUGCGUUCCGCGUUCGUAACGGAUUUUACCUCGAAUCUCGAGCUUUUUCAACUCACUCUCACACUCGCACACUUCCCCACUUCACUUCCAUUUCCAUUCCCGUCCAUUCAAUCUCGUGCACGCAUGCCUCAAAUUUUAAUUUCUCUCUCCGCACCAUGACCUCUCACGCGCCGCCAGAGGACGACGACACACCGCCUCGCCGCCGGUGAUUCCUCCGCCGACAUGCUUCAGGAGUCCAAAACCAUCCACCUCCGGCGCGCCGUCGCCGCCUCGUUCUUCUUCGCCACUGUUUCUCUCUCUUGCUUGGUCCUCCUCGGAGACGUUGAUUCGCACCGGUUCCUAUCCAGCUUCCAUUCCUCUUAUUCUCUGUCUGGCUUUACUCGCAUUUUUCCGUCCGUGUAUAACGAUCCCGUUGCGACUAGCAAUGAAUAUCCACUUGAAAAGAUCCUGAAUGAUGCUGCCAUGAAAGACAGAACUGUAAUCUUGACCACAUUAAAUGAAGCAUGGGCAACUCCAAAUUCAGUCAUCGAUCUUUUCCUUGAGAGCUUUAGAAUAGGAGAUCGUACCAGUACAUUUUUAAAUCAUUUGGUAAUUAUUGCAUUGGACCAAAAGGCAUUUGCACGCUGUCAGGUUAUACAUACCCAUUGCUUUUCUCUUGUUAGUGAAGAAGCCGACUUUCAUGAAGAAGCAUAUUUUAUGACUCCUCGCUACUUGAUGAUGAUGUGGAAAAGGAUUGAUUUCCUACGUACUGUUCUUGAGAUGGGGUACAAUUUUGUGUUUACAGAUGCUGAUAUCAUGUGGUUCAGGGACCCUUUUCCGCAGUUUGACCUUCAUGCAGAUUUCCAGAUAGCGUGUGAUCAUUUCACAGGUGGAUUUGAUGAUGUACAGAACAGACCCAACGGAGGGUUCAACUAUGUAAAAUCCAAUAAUAGGUCAAUAGAGUUUUACAAAUUCUGGUACUCUUCACGAGAAACCUAUCCUGGAUACCAUGAUCAAGAUGUCCUUAACUUCAUCAAGGUUCAUCCUUUCAUUACUGAUAUUGGACUCAAGAUGAGGUUUUUGGAUACAACUAAUUUUGGUGGUCUUUGUGAACCAAGUAGGGAUUUAAACCAAGUCUGUACGAUGCAUGCAAACUGUUGCUUGGGUAUGGAUAGCAAACUUCACGAUCUUAGAAUUAUGCUCCAGGAUUGGAAACAUUAUUUAUCCUUGCCACCAAGUUUGAAGAGGUUGUCAGUUGUUUCCUGGAGGGUUCCUCAGAAAUGCAGCAUUGAAUCUCUCUUGCACCCUAAUUCAACAGAAAAGAGUGUUGAAGAAUAAAAUAUUCAUUGCAUGAGCUACAUUUCUCUGUCUUAAAUGUGGAAGUUCAAUGGUGCUCUUGGAUGAAAGGUUUGGUUAAGGUUUGAACAGGAAUCAAUUUGGCUAAACCAACAUUUGAUGGAAGAUUCCUUCCUUGUAAAAGUACACUUAGGCAAUGUAAUAUGUAACACACUGUUCAAUUCGUUGAUUUUUUGUGUUUCUUAGUGCAAAUUUUCUGUGUGAUUUGCACAAUUUUGUGCAACAUUAUGUUCUAGUGGAACUAAUUUCCGAUCCUCAAAAGUCAACAUCCAUCAUGUCUUCCUCUCUUCCCUCAAUGAAGUACAAAAACGGAGAAUAGUUGAAAAUGGUGUUGAUGGCUGAUUCGAGUGCUACUUUCUGCUUUGAAUCAUUGCCCUGCUUCCCUUUCUUUGCUAACGCAAUUACUAAUUACUAAUUUUGCUGGUAGGGAGUAGGGACUUAUACCUGUCCAUGGAUUUGACCAAAGUGACUGCUUUUUUAAAUUCUGUAGCACUUCGGAGGGAUGGUAUGCAGACAGGGUCCUACAUGAAUGUGGUCAAGAGAACCAGCUAAAAAUGUUUUUCGGAGAAAUUUGUAUGGAUGAAGUUCGUAUUUUUUUGUUACCAUCGGUAUUUUCCUUCGGAAUGAUGUCGUAUUUUGAAUCGAGA
Molecule: messenger RNA, 2155 nt
Organism: Glycine soja
Lineage: Eukaryota; Viridiplantae; Streptophyta; Magnoliopsida; Fabales; Fabaceae
Exons: 4
Coding region: 396-1490 (364 amino acids)
Source: RefSeq, a predicted model, not a curated record